UAUGGAUAACGAUUAAACGAACAAACACCCACCAACGUUUGUCACCCAACAGAACUCCAAGGAAAGAGAUCCUCACUUUUCCAAAAUGGCUUUGAAAAGUUUGUCUACCCUUUCACACACCACCACCCUCUUCCACAAACUCACUCAUGCUUCUCCGUCUUCCCCAAUUCUAACCCCCAAAUCAUCUUCAUCUAUCUACAUUCACCAUUCCUGUUUGAGCAAGAGGAAACUCAUUUUGCUUUCCCCCUUUCUAUGGAGCGUCUUGCCUAAUACACUCUUGUUAGCACAAGAAUUAUUAACUGAUGACCUUCAGAGAUUCACUGAUUCCAAAGAAGGCUUCACUCUUCUUACACCCUCUUCUUGGACUAAGGUUGAUAAAGCUGGUGCUACUGUGUUGUUUCAAGACCCAAAUACGGGAAGUAACAAUAUUGGUGUUGUGGUAAACCCGGUUCGGCUUUCAACUCUUCCAGACUUUGGGACUCCUCAAUUUGUUGCUGAUAAGCUUUUACAAGCUGAAAGACGAAAGGUAUACAUACACUCUUGUUCAAUUUGUUCAAAGUUAGCUAGCUAUGUUGUAUUGUAUGUAGAGUAUAUAUAUACAACAAGAUAGAAAAUGUAGGAAUUGGAUUGGCACUGAGUUUGUGUUGGGGAGACUGGGGAAGGCGGGGGCAACAAUGGUCUCCCACAUUUCCACCGAUUGGCACUGAGUUUGUGUUGGGGAGAUUGGGGAAGGCGGGAGCAACAACAGACUCCCACACCCGAUAUCUUAAGGUUUUGGAUGGAGAUAUGACAUCUUCCUUUUUCUUGUGGUCUUGAAGCAUUGAACAUGUUGCUACUCCGCCUUCCCCAAGCUUGUAAUUUUGGUAAAAGUACACUUUGGUGCUUCAAGAAAUUGAGAUUGUAGCUGUGAUGUUGUCAAACUAACCAUGAAUCUAAACAUGUACUAAACAACACACUGAUGUUGCUUCUAUGGUUAAAAAAUUACCAAUUCAUAUUCAUGAUAUUCAUAUAGCAGUUACCAUUGAGGCUAACAAGAUUAGGAAACGCAAGAAGGUUUAUUUCUUCUAAACUCUACCUUAUUUACAUAUAGACCUACAUGUCUCUGUGACUUAAGAAUGGUUGAUUGAUACGCAUGUCUAUGUUAUUGUAC
Messenger RNA from Vicia villosa (hairy vetch), 1150 nucleotides. Its product is annotated as psbP domain-containing protein 2, chloroplastic-like. The record is from RefSeq and is a predicted model, not a curated record. Bases 86 to 610 code for a protein of 174 amino acids. Gene Ontology annotation, molecular function: calcium ion binding. NCBI's taxonomy places the organism in Eukaryota, Viridiplantae, Streptophyta, Magnoliopsida, Fabales, Fabaceae. Gene Ontology annotation, biological process: photosynthesis. Gene Ontology annotation, cellular component: photosystem II oxygen evolving complex; photosystem II; extrinsic component of membrane. The transcript is spliced from 2 exons.